CUUGUUCCUUGUGGUAUCCAGGUGGGUUGGAGUGAACGUCAGCGAACAAACAGUUGAGCUCCACAACAACUGCACAGGACUUACUGAAGGACUGGGAUUUCAAUGAGGACCAUCACUUGAGUUGCUAUACGGAAUAGGAGGGUUGUAUUAUGGUGAUGUUGAGAAAGGGUGAGUGGGUGUGGGUGGACCCUGGUAUCGGGGUGCCCAUCGGAGCCCGGGUCAAAUUGACCGAAACUGGACACCAGCUACUGGUGGAUGAUGAAGGAAAGGAACACAAGCUCUCCCAGAAGGAGGAGGGCUCCAUCAGGGUGAUGCACCCCACCUCAGUGGAGGGGGUGGACGACAUGAUCCGCCUGGGGGACCUCAACGAGGCCGGGCUCCUCAGGAACCUGCUGGUCCGACACAGGCAGGGCAUCAUCUAUACCUACACAGGCUCUGUGYUGGUGGCAGUCAACCCCUACCAAGAGCUUCCUCUCUAUACAGCCGACCAAGUGAGGCUGUACCACGGGCGUAGGCUGGGUGAGCUGCCCCCGCACGUCUUUGCCAUCGCAGAUACCUGCUACUUCAACAUGCGCCGCCACAACCGAGACCAGUGCUGCAUCAUUAGUGGGGAGUCAGGUGCAGGGAAGACAGAGAGCACCAAGCUGGUUCUUCAGUUCCUUGCUGCAGUAAGUGGACAGCACUCCUGGAUAGAGCAGCAGAUACUGGAGGCUAACCCUAUACUGGAAGCAUUUGGGAAUGCCAAAACAAUUCGCAACGAUAACUCCAGCCGCUUUGGGAAAUACGUGGAAAUCUUCUUCAACAAAGAUGGCGCCAUCGAAGGGGCUCGCAUGGAACAGUACUUACUGGAGAAGUCUCGUGUCUGCCAUCAGGCCAUGGAGGAGCGGAACUACCACAUAUUCUACUGCAUGUUAGCGGGGAUGACGGCAGAACAGAAGAAAACACUGUGUUUGGGAAAUGCCGCUGAAUUCAGCUACCUCAAGAGGGGUGACUGUAUUGUCUGCGAUGGACGUGACGAUGCUAAGGACUAUAUCCGUAUCCGCAUGGCCCUGAAGAUCCUCACUUUCACYGAGACCCACUGCUGGGAGAUCCUCAAGCUGCUUGCUGCACUCCUCCACCUGGGCAAUGUCAGCUUCGAAGCCGCCAUCUUGAAUAACAUGGAGAGCUCUGAUGUCAGUUUGUCGGAUCACUUUACCCUUGCUGCCAAAUUGCUGGAGGUGCAGCCUGCGGCUCUGGCUGUGAGCCUGACCUACCGCUCCUUCAUGACCAACAAAGAGCGAGUGUCCAAACCCCUCAACUCUGAACAGGCAGCCGACUCCAGGGACGCCUUCGUCAAGGCGAUAUAUGGCAAACUCUUCAUCUGGAUCGUUGGGAGAAUCAACAGUGCCAUCCAUAAGACUCCCACCAACGGUCCCAAAAACGUCCGUAACUCCCGUAACUCCAUCGGAUUGCUGGACAUCUUUGGUUUUGAGAACUUCGACUCAAACAGCUUUGAACAGCUAUGCAUCAACUUUGCCAAUGAGCAGCUGCAGCAGUUUUUUGUGCGUCAUGUGUUCAAGCUGGAGCAGGAGGAGUACACCAAGGAGGACAUUGUUUGGAAGAACAUCACCUUUAGCGACAACACGGACACCCUUGAUCUCCUCGCUGUGAAGCCCCUCAACGUGUUGGCCCUGAUCGAUGAGGAGAGCCACUUUCCCAAGGGCACAGAUGUCACCAUGCUGAACAAGAUGAACCGGACUCAUGCGAAGUGCAACCGGUAUAUUCCAUCCAAGAACACCCACGACAUGGAGUUUGGGAUCCGCCAUUUUGCUGGGGUUGUUCACUACGACUCAAAAGGAUUCCUGGAGAAGAACAGAGAUGCUCUUAACUCAGACAUCCUCAAGUUGAUUGACGCAUCCACCAACAAGCUGCUGCAACAGSUCUUUGAGAAGGAGCUCUCUGCAAAUGUGGUGAAGAACCUUGCAAGCAACAACAGGAUCGUUAUGACACCCAAGAGUUCUAUACGGGUGGCCCAGACGGACGGCAGGAGGCAGGUGUCCACGCUGAGCGGUCAGUUCCGUCAGUCCCUGGACUCCCUCAUGAAUGCCCUGUCCAAAUGCCAGCCCCAUUUCAUCCGCUGCUUCAAACCCAACGACGAUAAGAAGUCCAUGGUUUUUGACAGAAACCUGUGCAUACGUCAGCUGCGGUAUUCUGGAAUGAUUGAUACCAUCAAAAUCCGGAAACUGGGAUUUCCAAUCCGUCACACGUUCAAACAGUUUCUGCAGCGGUACAGAGUGCUUCUGAAUACAACCGUCUGUGACCCCAAAACUGAGUCAGGAGCAGCCUGCUGCAAUGCCAUCUGCAAGGCCGUGAUCACAGGACAGGAUGGCUGGAAGAUCGGCACGACUAAGAUUUUUCUAAAGGAUGCCCAUGACUCCCUACUAGAGCGGGAGAGAGAGCGAGAGCUCAAUAGGAAAGCCCUCAUCAUCCAGAGGGUCAUGCUUGGCCAAAGAGACAGGAAGAGCUUUGUGAAGAAAAGGAGAGCUGCCGUGGUUAUACAGAAGCGAUGGAGAGGUUAUAGAGAGAAAAAAGAAUACAGAAAACUCCAGCUUGGCUUCGAGCGUCUGCAGUCUAAGAUCCGUGGCCGUCUGGCCCGAGAGCUUUACCUGAAGGAGCUGGCAGCGGCCGUCACAAUGCAGUCCCAGGUGCGCGGGUACCUGGCCAGGAAGAGUUAUAAGAGCAAGAGAGAAGCUGUGACAGUCCUCCAGGCCCACACCAGAGGCAUGCUGGCUAGGAAGACCACCAACAAGAUGAAGACCGAUUUCUUCCUAUCUGCCCAGGAGCGGGAGGCGAGGGAGCGGUCAGCCGCGGAGCUCCAGCAGAGGCUAGAGGACGUCCUCAGCCAAUCACAAGAGGCUGCUGCCAAGCCGGAGCCAGUCAGUGAGCAGGAAAUGGUGGAAACCAUGUUUGGCUUCCUGCCCAACAAAGUGGCAGUAGGAGGACGGGAGGGACCAGCUCCCGAGGGCUUUGAGGACUUGGAGAGAACGCGGACCGUCCCAGAGGUGAUUGAGGAGAGCCGAGAGGAGAGUCCAGUAGAAAGCCCAGCUCCGGUAGUAAAACAAGUACCAGUACCAGCAUUAGCUCGGACUGUACCAGCUCCAGAACCAGUACCAAUCGCAGUACCAGAGGAGCAACCAGUGGUGAACUACGAUGAUGAGAAUGAGGAGUUCUCCUUCACCAAGUUCAGUGCUCUGCACUUCCAGGGCUCUGCUACCCACAGUCACAUCACCCAGAGGCUGCGGCAGCCCUUGCUCUACCACGAAGACGAGGGAGACGCACUGGCCUGUCUGACAGUGUGGUGGAUCAUACUGAGGUUCAUGGGGGACAUAGCUGAGCCAAAACUGAUCAACCAGGAGCCCUCCGCCCCCACUCCCAUCCAGAAUAACCUGGGCCAGAGGCAGAACAGGAGGCUCAGCAACCUGGUGGGCCUGGAUCAGAAAAUACUAAGGAAAAAUAGAAAGAAACAAGGAACGGGGAAUAGAAAAGCUUCGACCAUUAUAGAGGAGUCAGAGACUAUGACAGAGGAGAAAGACAUUCUGAUUGGAGAGGGGCGCACUUUGGAUCGGCCAAUAUCCGACCUUGAAAAACUGCAUAUUAUUGUUGGAUACGCCCUAUCCAGACGAGAUAUAAGGGAUGAGAUCUAUUGUCAGAUCAUUAAACAGCUGGUGAACAAUAAGAACCAGAAGAGUUCUCUCAGAGGCUGGGUCCUCCUCUCUAUCUGUUUGGGCAUCUUCCCCCCAACAGAACUCCUUAUGCAGUACCUGGAGAGCUUCCUGGGCAGAGGACCAAGUAGCUACGGUCCGUACUGUGCCGAGCGUCUGCGUCGCAUCGUUGCCAAUGGGGAGCGAGGUGAACCACCCUGUUGGAUAGAGCUCCAGGCCGUCAAGACCAAGAAGACCACGCAAGUGUCUGUGGCCUUGAUGGACAGCCUUAGCGUCAGCCUGCCUGUAGACUCAGCCUGUACCUCGGCCGAGGUGUGCCAGGCUCUGGCCAAGAAAGUCAACAUCAAGGACAUCUACGGAUUCUCUCUCUACAUCGGCUUCUGUGAGAAGGUGUGGUCCCUGGGCAGUGGCGGGAGGCACGUGAUGGACGCCAUCUCGCAGUGCGAGCAGGAAGUGAGACGGAAGGGCGAGGAGGAGCAGCACGCCCCCUGGAGACUCUACUUCCGCAAGGAGCUGUUCACACCCUGGCAUGAUUCCUCGAUAGAUGCAGUCAGCACGGAUCUCAUCUACAGACAGGUCAUCAGAGGCCUCAAGUCUGGGGAGUACCAUUCUGAGAAGGAGGAUGACUUUGUGCAGCUCGCAGCAAUGUACUACUAUGUGACGUUUGGGUCUGCCAUCAGUGGAGAGAAUGCCAAGAAGGUGGUGGAGGAAUGCAUCACUACUGAACUUAUUGAGACCAAGUCACAAGGGAAAUUGAUUCAGCUGGUCAACGCAGCACACACACAGGGUCCUUACAUAAACAGCAGAAGGAGCACAGACAGCGUGAAGGGGGACGUGGUUGACUAUGCUCGUCAGAAAUGGCCCAUUUACUUCUCGAAGUUCCACGAGGUUACGCAAAUGUCCGGGCCUCCUCUACCCAAAAGCAAUUUUAUUGUGGCCAUCAACUGGAAUGGGAUCUCCUUCCAGGAUGAGAAAGAGAAGAAGCUCCUUGAGCUGUCCUACCCAGAGGUGACUGGGGUGAACAAGUCCAGUGAUGACGGCAGGAUCGACAGCGGUCAGUCUGUGAGCCUGGCCACACUGAGAGGGCAGUUCCUACUGCAGUCUGUGGAUGCAGGAGAGAUGGCUGACCUGAUCCAGUGGUACCUGGAGGGCCUGAGGGAGCGCUCUGUCUACGCAGUGGCCCUGCAGGACGUCAACAAACAGGACGACCCCACGUUGCUGAGCUACAAGAGAGGGGACGUGCUGGUCAUCGUGAAGGACGGAGAGUACUCCCCCGACCGGGGAUGGAUCAAAGGCACUAACGAGCGCACUGGGAACACCGGCGCUAUCUCCAUGGACACGGUCCUGGUUCUGCCAACCCUUGAAAAGCCCAGCGAUACCACACUGAGUCUGCUGAAUCUGAGCCCAGACCAGAAGAAGACAGUGGCUCAGAACGCCCACGAAAGGGAAGAGGCAAUCUCCCCCGUCUCACUGAAAGAGUUUGCCAUUGAGUACUUUAGGAAGCCUGGUAAAGAGGGCGGCCGUGGGGUGCAGGCCAGAGGGGCAGGCAGGGAGAAACUGUGGGCUGCCUCCAAAGAACCCAUCAAACAGCCCCUACUGAAGAGUCUGGUGGGCAACACCGACUUUAGCCAUCUGGCCUGCAUCUCCUUCACUGCUAUCCUAAAGUACAUGGGAGAUUACCCUAUCAAACAGGUGCGCCAGCCCAUAGAGCUGACUGACCAGAUCUUUGGUCCGGCCACUCAGCAUGUACCUUUACAGGACGAGGUCUACUGCCAGAUCAUGAGGCAGAUGACCAGUAACAACAGCAGGAUGAGUGUAGACUAUGGUUGGCAGCUCCUUUGGCUGUGUACCGGCCUCUUCCCCCCCAGUCAGAUCCUGCUGAAGUACACCCAGCGUUUCCUAGAGUCACGGCCCAGAGAGCCCCUGGCUGCAGACUGCCUGCAACGGCUACAAAUGCUAGUCAGUAUGGAGCCCAGGAAGCUGCCUCCCCAUCAGGUGGAGGUGGACGCCAUUCAACAGGACAGCAACCAGAUCUUCCAUAAAGUCCACUUCCCUAACGACAGAGCUGAGCUCUUCGAGGUGACAUCAACGUCUAGGAUUCGUGACCUUGUUCGUAACAUUGCCUACAAGCUCAUUCUGGCCUCAGCUGACGGUUACAGUCUCUUCAUGAAAACGCCAAACAAGGUGGUGAGCUUACACGACCAAAACUACUUCUUUGACAGUUUGAGGCAGAGCACAGACCAACCUAAGAAAAUAAAGAAAGUCAGAGAGGCAAGAAAAGGUGGUAAAACGGAGGGAGCUCCGGCCACCAUGCCCUACCUGGUCAUCUUCAUGAGGAAGCUGUGGUUCAACGUGACCCCUGGAAGAGACCUGACCUCUGACCUUACUUUCCACUUCCCACAGGAGUUGCCAAAGUACCUGCGUGGCUACCACAAGUGUACCAAGGAGGAGAUGAUCAGCCUGGCUGGCCUGCUGUUCAGGGUCAAAGUGGACACGGACAGAUCCCAGUUUGUCAUGAUUCCCAGGAUGCUGAAGGAGCUGGUGCCGGCUGAUGAGAUGAAAGCCAUGUCCCCAGAGGACUGGAAGAAGCACAUCAUCUCCUCCUACAACAAGCAAGCCGGGAUCACCUUGGACGAGGCUAAAGUGGCCUUCCUAAAAGGCAUCUGCCACUGGCCGACGUUCGGCUGUGCUUUCUUUGAAGUAAAGCAAACCUCUGAACCGAGUUACCCGAGUAUUGUCCAGAUUGCAAUCAGCAAGCAAGGAGUCAGCUUUAUCGACCCCAAAACAAAGGAGUUGCUGGUCAUGCACCCGUUCAACCGCAUCACCAAUUGGUCCAGCGGGAGCACCUACUUCCACAUGACCAUUGGCAACCUGGUCAAAGGGAACACAUUCCUUUGUGAGACCUCAUUGGGUUACAAAAUGGAUGACCUCCUAUCAUCUUAUGUGAACAUGUACGAGAUGCAGAGGCAGGCUGUGCGACCCAGAAAUAACUCCAUGUUCCCUACCUAAUGCCUGCUGGGAAAUAGGGAGGACAAGGCAGAUUAAUUUAUAAAACAGUAAACCAAGCAUGAAGGGAAACCCAAUGGAUACAACUUGUAAUUUGACGGAGAGAUUACUUUUCAUUUGGUCUAAACCCCUUUGCAUAGCUUUGUAAUGGUUGCCAUAUUGAAUUGGCACUGUGCCUUGUCUUGUGUGUGAAAGGCUUCUCAUAACAAUUUUGAAUACCAGUAUCCACAGUGUGGAACUAGAAAAAAUGACAAAUCAUGUGUAUAUACAAAUAAGGCUUGCCUCACUGAACAAAAUUAAUAAAGCAUUUUUGAAUUAUGAGAUGGCA
Messenger RNA from Salvelinus sp. IW2-2015, 7035 nucleotides. Its product is annotated as unconventional myosin-VIIb-like. Gene Ontology annotation, molecular function: protein binding; ATP binding; cytoskeletal motor activity. Gene Ontology annotation, cellular component: myosin complex; cytoskeleton. The record is from RefSeq and is a predicted model, not a curated record. NCBI's taxonomy places the organism in Eukaryota, Metazoa, Chordata, Actinopteri, Salmoniformes, Salmonidae.